Molecule: messenger RNA, 2405 nt
Organism: Melanotaenia boesemani (Boeseman's rainbowfish)
Lineage: Eukaryota; Metazoa; Chordata; Actinopteri; Atheriniformes; Melanotaeniidae
Gene: lipt1
Product: lipoyltransferase 1
Exons: 3
Coding region: 876-2072 (398 amino acids)
Biological process (GO): protein lipoylation
Cellular component (GO): cytoplasm; mitochondrion
Molecular function (GO): lipoyltransferase activity
Source: RefSeq, a predicted model, not a curated record
UUCUGAGCUGGUAAGAAGCUUCUUGGUGAAGCUUUGAUGUGGGAAUCAUCUGCAUAAUUGUGACGAUUCACGUUAAACUUCUGUAAUAUUUGACCCAAAGGGAGCAGAUACAAGAUGAACAGAAGAGGUCCAGGAACUGACCCCUGAGGGACUCCACAGUCACAGAGACUCGCUCGGAUUCAUAGCUGCCGAUAGGAACUAAAUAGCUCCAGUCUUCUAAACAGGACCUGAACCAGUUAAGAACAGGUUGAAUAAAUUAUAGUUUUAUGUAUAAAAAAGUCUUCAUUGUUAUAAACUUUAGAUGAAUAGUUCAGUGGUGGCAGGUUCAAUUUAAAUUAAUAAAGACAAAUAAAUCUUUGCAGCCUCACAAGAACAAGGUUUCUGGGUCGAAUCUCAGCUGGGGGUGGGGGGUUAACUGGUCUCUCUAAAACAGGGGGGCCCAAAGUCGGUCCUCAGGGCCGCUGUCCUGCAGAUUUUCAAUGUUUCCUUCUUCAACACACCUGACUCAAAUUAAAUAGAUCCAACAGCCUGUCAUGUUUUGCACAAUGACUCAGCAGUUUGAGUCAGGUGGUUUUGGAGCGGUGACACAUCGAAAACCUGCAGGAUUGUGGCCCUUGAGGACCGGAGCUGGGAACUCCUGGUCUAAAUCCUCCCUGAGAGUGAGUGGUGGUUUGUCUCUGUGUUGGCCCUGUGAUGGACUGGUCACCUGUCCAGGUGGACCUGCCUCUCACCUGCUAAUUGCUGGGAUAGGCUCUACCUUCCCCUCCACCCUUUAUUCUACAAAGGGGUUCAGAAAAUGAAUGAACGGAUGAAUAAAAUAAAAUAAAUCUCUCCUUGUAGAUGUUUCCAAUGUGGCGGUGACAACAGGAAACACAAUGAUCCCACCACUCAGGGGGAUCUUGGGUCACCUCAGACCUGGACCUGGAGCUUCUGGAGCCCAGACCAGUUUCUACUACCUCUUCAGACCUGGACCUGGAGCUGCCGGAGCCCAGACCAGUCCCCGUUGCCUCUUCAUGGACUCUGCCAGCAUCAGUUCUGGGCUAGUUCUUCAGUCUCAGUCCACUGACGUUUACCAGAACCUGGCCCUGGAGGACUGGAUAGACGCCCACUUGGACCUGGAUCAGCGCAGGAUCCUGCUGCUGUGGAGGAACCGGCCAGCCGUGGUCAUCGGACGCCACCAGAACCCCUGGAGCGAGUGCAACCUGCCGGCCAUGAAGAAGGCGGGGAUCCCUGUGGCGCGGCGGCGGAGCGGUGGUGGGACUGUGUACCACGACCUGGGAAACCUCAACCUGACCUUCUUCUCCUCCAGGAAGGCGUACGACCGGCGGAGGAACCUGAAGGUUGUCACCGAGGCCCUGAGGCGGCUCCAACCGGGACUGGAUGUCCAGGCCACCGAUAGAUUUGACAUUUUCCUGAACGGACUCUACAAGAUCUCCGGGACAGCCUCCAGACUCAGCAGGAAGUCGUCCUACCACCACUGCACGCUGCUUUAUUCAGCCGAUAGCUCCGCCAUCUCCACCAUGCUCCGCCCCUCCUGUCCAGGGAUCCAGAGUAACGCCACACCCAGCGUCCCCUCACCCGUCACCAACCUGGUAGACCACGCCCCCUUGCUGCAGUGGGAGGAGCUACUGGAGGGACUGGUGCAUCAGUACAACACAGAGUUUGACCUGAGCUCUCCGUCUGUCUUCGUUGACCCCACCGACGAAUCCCAGUUCCCUGGCGUGGGCAACAUGGUGGCAGAGCUGCGCAGCUGGGACUGGACGUUCGGUAAGACGCCCAAAUUCAACAUUGAGACGCCGCUGGAGCUGACGGACGAGCCGCCAGCCGCUCGCUGCUCCGCGCUGCUGCACAUGGAGGUGAAGAACGGACGGCUGGACAGGUUCCAGGUCGACGUGCCCUCAGAGUGGCUUCCUCCAGAGCUGAGCGGCGAGCUGGGCAGCGUGCUGGUCGGAGAGAGGUUCUGUCCACACCGAGCGGCGGCCAUUGUCUCUACGGUGCUGAGAUCAGAGACAGGACGCUUUCAUGGACGGUUGAGGAAGCUGUGUGAGGCUGUUCUGGCUGUGAUUGGCUGAGACCAGAAUCUGGUCAGAAGAUCGCCGCCCUCUGCAGGCGAAGGCCGGUAUUGCAGCCACAGCAAGAAACCUCAUGUCAAGGAACGUCACGUCAAGGAACGUCACGUCAAGGAACGUCACGUCAAGGAACGUCACGUCAAGGAACGUCACGUCAAAGAACGUCACGUCAAGGAACCCCACAUGAAGGACUCAGUGAAAACUGAGCAGAUUUACAGCCGUCUGUGUCCUCAGUAAAUUAAUGUAUUGAGUGAAAUCUGUUGAAAUGUACAAAUGUUUAUAUUAAUCUGGGGAAAAAACCUUUUUCUUCAUUAAUAAAACAUUUUCUGAAUGAGA